Vespa mandarinia (Asian giant hornet) is the source of this 2036-nucleotide messenger RNA. RefSeq names its product UDP-glucose 6-dehydrogenase sgl (gene sgl). NCBI's taxonomy places the organism in Eukaryota, Metazoa, Arthropoda, Insecta, Hymenoptera, Vespidae. Gene Ontology annotation, biological process: glycosaminoglycan biosynthetic process. Gene Ontology annotation, cellular component: nucleus. Gene Ontology annotation, molecular function: NAD binding; UDP-glucose 6-dehydrogenase activity. The record is from RefSeq and is a predicted model, not a curated record.
AGACGCGUCCUAUUUCGCGAUAAGUAGUGACACGAAGAGGAUUUACAAGUUACAUUAGAAAUGAAACAGUGAAGCUCUGGACGACAGGAACGUCGGUAACAAGAGGAUAAAGACGAGAAUAGUUUAUCAAUUAUUCGAAUAUUCUUAUCAUGAAGAAUUCUUAGUUUUUUUAUCUAAUCGUGAUAUAAUGGAAACUAGACUCGCAUGAUUAGAAAGAAAUUUAUCUUCAUCGGUAGAUAUAAUUUUGUUUUGGAGUAAUAAUUAGCUAGGGAAUAUCACGGCAUUAUUCGAAUUUUCGAGUUCAGGUGCAGUGUCAAUAUUUCUCAGGAAGACGUCGUUCGUACGUCAUCGAAUUGAAAAAGGAUCAAGGAUAGAUUUACUUUACACUCUACCCAAUCAUUUGCAAUAAUUUUUAUUAUUAUUUAAAAUCUAACAUCAAGGAAGAAAAGGCGUAAUAAAGGAAGAUGACGAUAAAAAAAAUUUGCGGGAUGGGCGCCGGAUAUGUCGGUGGUCCAACAUGUAGCGUGAUCGCAUUAAAAUGUCCCGAAAUACGAGUAACUGUCGUUGAUAAGAGCAAAGAACGAAUAGCACAAUGGAACUCUGAUAAAUUACCAAUUUAUGAGCCAGGAUUGGACGACGUAGUCCGUAAAUGUCGCGGUGAAAAUUUAUUUUUUUCCACCGAUAUCGAAACCGCCAUUAUGGAAGCAGAUUUAAUAUUUAUAUCUGUAAAUACACCGACAAAAAUGUUCGGUAAUGGAAAGGGAAGAGCGGCAGAUUUGAAAUAUGUCGAAAGUGCUGCUAGAAUGAUUGCAGAGAUUGCGACUAGUGAUAAAAUUGUUGUCGAAAAGAGCACGGUUCCUGUAAGAGCUGCUGAGAGUAUCAUGAACAUCCUUCGUGCUAAUCAUAAACCAGGUGUUUCGUAUCAGAUUUUGUCGAAUCCAGAAUUUUUAGCAGAAGGAACUGCUAUCGAAGAUUUGGUAAAUGCUGAUCGUGUAUUGAUCGGUGGUGAGGAUUCACCAGAAGGACAGGCAGCUAUCGAGGAAUUGUGUAAAGUUUAUGAGCAUUGGAUACCAAGAGAAAAUAUUUUAACUACCAAUACUUGGAGCUCAGAAUUAUCAAAGCUGGCAGCCAAUGCUUUUCUGGCACAGCGCAUAUCAAGUAUAAAUUCUCUGUCGGCGGUCUGCGAGGCCACGGGUGCCGACGUGUCGGAGGUGGCACGGGCCGUUGGUCUUGAUUCUAGGAUAGGCUCCAAAUUUCUUCAUGCGUCAGUGGGCUUUGGUGGAUCGUGUUUUCAAAAGGACAUUCUAAAUUUGGUGUACAUUUGUGAAUGUCUUAAUUUACCAGAAGUUGCUGCUUAUUGGCAACAAGUAAUAGACAUGAACGAGUAUCAAAAAUCACGAUUUUCUGCAAAAGUGAUCGAGUCGUUAUUUAAUACUGUCACGGAUAAAAGGAUCGCCAUGUUAGGUUUUGCCUUCAAAAAAAAUACCGGCGAUACUCGUGAGUCACCCGCCAUUCACGUUGCCAAGACUCUACUUGACGAAGGUGCUGUCUUACACAUCUACGAUCCCAAGGUGGAAGAAAUACAGAUUAUAGAAGAUUUGACUCAUCCGAGCGUAACAACUAAUCCAAAACGAGUUAAAGAUCGUAUCAGUAUUUACAAGGACGCUUAUACCGCUACCAAAGAUACUCAUGCUAUCGUUUUGUGCACGGAAUGGGACGAGUUUAUGGAACUCGAUUAUAAAAAAAUUUAUACCAAUAUGAUGAAGCCAGCUUAUAUUUUUGAUGGAAGGAAGAUCCUUGAUCACGACUCAUUGCAAAGAAUAGGAUUUAUCGUGCAAACCAUCGGAAAGAAACUCACGAGAACCGCUAUUUCGAGAGUAUGGGGAAGUCAAACACAAAUGUAAAAAAAAAAUUCGUACAUGUGCUAGCUUGAAGCAGUAUGUUCGAUUUGAAAUAAUCUAAAAUUAAAAAUGAAGCGAAAAGAAGUCCGAAAGAACCAUAGCGAUUUAAUAAUUACAUAUUGGCUGUGGCCUAUA